CCUGGCCUGCCGCAGGGCUCUCCUCCUCCCCCACCGCCGUCAUGCUGCGCUUCCUGCUCGUGGCCCUGAUCCUGGCCUGCUGCAGCCCUGCCCGCGGGGGCAUCUCCUGCUACGACGACUCUGGGCAGCCCGUGGACUGGUUUAUUGUCUACAAACUGCCCAAAUCCCAUCACAGAUCCUCAGCUGAAGGGAUGCGCUACAUGUACCAAGACGGGCACACGCAGGGCUGGGUGGAAGGCCAGAGUCUCAUGAACAGCACCGAGGGGGCCGUGGGCCGGACUCUGCAACAGCUGUACAUGGAAGCCGCACGGAGGCAGGAGGCGGAAACGGCCCACGUCCUCUACAAUGACGAGCCGCCAGGAGAGCUGACUUCCAGCAAAGGACACACCAAAGGAGUGAUCUUUCUGGAUAGCGCCCAGGGAUUCUGGCUGCUCCACAGCACUCCGCACUUCCCGGACCUCCAGACGAACUACAGUUGGCCUAGAAGCGGCCUGCCCAACGGCCAGAGCUUCCUGUGCGUGACCUUCCCUUACAGUCAGUUCAAGGAGAUCGGGAGACAACUGCUGUUCACGGACCCUCUCGUGUACGACUAUCGGGUGGAAGGGAGCUUUGCCGAAGACUUGCCCGCCUUGCUGAAUGCUUCCAAGGGGUGUCACGUCCAGCAGGAGCCCUGGAACUCCAGCAUCACACUGACGUCGUUGGAGGGGAAGGAAUUUAUCAGCUUCGCCAAGUUUGGCCGCUUUGGGGAUGAUCUGUACUCCGGCUGGUUGACGGAGGCUCUUGCGAGCAACCUCUAUGCCGAGUUCUGGCUCAGGUCCCGAGGGAUCCUGCCCUCCAACUGUUCGGGGCCCUUCCAUGUCUACAACGUGGAGGCCGUGGCCUUCCAGGAACCGGGGCCUGCCUUCUCCACUAUGGUGGACCACUCCAAGUGGUGCGUGGCGACCGAGAGCGAUCCUGGCUGGGCCUGCGUUGGAGACAUGAACCGCAAUCGGGCCGAAGAGUGGCGGGGGGGAGGCACCCUGUGCCUCCGUGACCCGGCUGUCUGGAAGGCCUUCUACUCCUUGGUGCAGAAAUACGCAGACUGCAGAGGGGCAGGGGAGGCACCGCUGAGUGGGUAGCGGAGGCCAGGCUGGCCGCGCUCUCUGCUUUGCUGCCUCCCCACCCAGGCACUGAGGAAACGAAAACGCGGUGCUGCUUCUCUCUUCCACCCCGGGACAAACACUGCCUCCCCUGCCCUUU
This is a messenger RNA of Heteronotia binoei (common prickly gecko), 1239 nucleotides long. It is a transcript of the gene DNASE2, whose product is annotated as deoxyribonuclease 2, lysosomal. The transcript has 6 exons. Gene Ontology annotation, molecular function: deoxyribonuclease II activity. Bases 42 to 1118 code for a protein of 358 amino acids. The record is from RefSeq and is a predicted model, not a curated record. Lineage: Eukaryota; Metazoa; Chordata; Lepidosauria; Squamata; Gekkonidae. Gene Ontology annotation, biological process: apoptotic DNA fragmentation.